AUGUUGUUUACGUCUAAAGAGAAACAGCAGCCAUCACGUGAUGAAUCAGAUUUUAAAGACCCACACCUAGUUAUCAGCCAAAAUAAAAGGAAAUCACCUCCACUUGUAACAGCCAAAGUUGUACAACAUCAGGAGAAGAAAGCUAGAGCAGAUGUGGCCAGCCCUCAAGCAAUUAAGACAAAAGUUAAAGUCAAGAAACUGGAGAACAGAAAAGCAAAGAAGGGAGUUCAUGUGGGUAUUCCAACACAACCAAGGCGAAUACAUAUUCGUACGUCACCAAAUUUAUUAUUCUCCACAAUGUACGGUGUGACGAAUGGACAGAAGGAGUAUUUAUCAUUCAUUGGAUUUGGUCCCCUUUUAAAUAUAAAAGUAGAUGGGUCGGCAUCACGAAUUGGGUACUAUGUGGUCAAUAACUUUGACCCUGAACGCAUGGUAUUGAAUGUCGAUCGGGGUGAGAUACCAAUCACUAGGCAAUUGAUACAUGACAUGUUGGGUCUCCCUGUGGGAAAUAUCAAUAUCAAUUCAGUAAAGUUCACAGCCGCUGAAGACAAAACUAUUGAUUUGUGGUCUGCACAGUUCAAUUCAGAAAAUGAUAUUAGGCCCAAAGGCGUACAAAGGGCGAUAAAGAGAUUAAAAGAUGUUGGGUUAUUGUUUAAAGUCAAUUUUUUGGUUCUUAUUUGUAACACCCUUAGACAAUCCAAGAGCAUGGGCACAUGUGAUGUAUCAAUGCUUUCAAGGGUUUCAGAGGAUUUUGAUUUAAGUGACAUAGAUUGGUGUUCAUACGUGUUAGAGUGUUUGAAAAAUACAAAACAUGCAUGGAAUUCGAUGAGCGAUACAUCUUACUAUGUUGGCCCUAUUGUCCUAUUGACACUUAUAUACCUGGAGCAUGUUUCAUGUGAUGCGGUUACGAUCGAUCGUGGAAGACCUGCUAUAUGUUUAUGGGAUGUGGAAACCAUGCGGUUACGUGAGGAGUAUGAAAUCAGAAAUGGUGGAAUUGGUUCUGGUGAACUUCAGGAUCCUUACAUACCACAGGAUGACAAUGCUGAAAAUGUCAACUCGGCGAAUGGAUCAGUUGAGGAAUACCUUUCCACCAUUGAAAGUAUGUUCACCAAGCUAGUUGAGGAUAAUAAUUUGAUGGACUCAAAACUUGUAGAAACAAUCGAAAGACAUCCUCUUGUUUGUGAUUUCUACGAAUGGAAAGCCAAGAUCAGAAUCUUCCAUAAUGAAGCAUCCGCGAAAUAUGGAGGUGGCAGUUCUACUGAUGCAGGCAGCAUUGGACCUUUAUCCCAAUGGUGGUCAGACAACGCAGAACAGAUUAACAGGUCAUGUCAAAUGGUUGAACACUCUGUUAAAUCGUUCCACAAUUCACCUUUUCCAAACUUUAGCAUCGAGAUGACACAAGAGUUUGCUGAUAUCAUUAGCAAUUUACCACUGAAAGAUAUCAUGAAAACUCCAAAAGACCAUUGUCUAAGUCCUCUUCCAUUAUCAAUUGUUCCUAUUCACAGUGAUGAUGUUCCUGUCCGCGCAAGAGAGUUAAGGCCAAGAAAUAAGCUCCCUGUACUACGUUCUCCGUUCAUUGUACGGGCAAUUGAUAUAACCAAACGUAUAUCACGUGCUCAGAAGGACCUAUCUGAAUGGGUUUUCUCAACACAAGGUCACCCAAGUGACGAACUUUUUAGGACUUGUGCUGGUGUAGCUGUUGAACGCUUUCACAUGGAAAGCUUUUUCCCCAUAUGUGAACUUUUUGGACACGUACUAGAUUGUGGGAGUCAUCUGUUAAAUUUCGAUGAAGAUUUGCGUUCCAAUUUAUCUCCUCGCAUACUAUUUGCCACUACCACGUUGACGCUAUUCAUGCCAUUCGUUCGUGAAUUUCAUAUUUUCCUUGUCGUACUCGACUUUCAACAACCAGCCUUUUGGAUCAUUGACAACAUCAAAAGAGAUGUCGACACAUAUGGUUUACUACCAGACGUCAUUCAUUCAUACAUGAGUAAAUAUCUGCGGUCUGUUCACCAUCCAAACGCUAAAGCCUUUUCACAUGUCCCAGGACAAAUCCCCCAACUUUCUUGGUCAACAGUACACAAUAGCACUGACUGUGGUAUUUUUACUAUGCGUCACAUGGAGACGUUCAUGGGUGGAAACAUUAGAGAUUUCAAAACUGGAUUCAAGCCAGAGUCGCUUGCACAGGACAACCAAUUAUCUAGACUACGGGUCAUAUAUCUUUGCAAAAUAAUAAAUUCUGACUACAAACUGCUUAAGGAUUCAAUCCUUCAUCAGGUAGCGGAAUUCCAAAAGCUGAAUGCAGCUAACCGAAAACAACUACUGAAGGAUGCUGCAAACCAGGAUACAUGA
Lactuca virosa is the source of this 2349-nucleotide messenger RNA. NCBI's taxonomy places the organism in Eukaryota, Viridiplantae, Streptophyta, Magnoliopsida, Asterales, Asteraceae. The record is from the annotation of a GenBank genome assembly.